Symbiodinium sp. CCMP2592 is the source of this 681-nucleotide messenger RNA. The record is from the annotation of a GenBank genome assembly. NCBI's taxonomy places the organism in Eukaryota, Dinophyceae, Suessiales, Symbiodiniaceae.
AUGGAGAACUUCGAUCAUGCUUUCGACCUGCCGUGCGCCAGCUCCGUGAAGGCCAUGGCCUGGAGCCCGAGCCUGCGGUGCUUGGCUUCGGGUGGCGAUGAUGGAACGAUCCGGGUUUGGGACCUCGUGCGGAAGCAAAGCCUCUUCCAGCUAUCAGAGUGCAAGGAGUGCAUCUCCAGCUUGAGCUGGAGCUCUCGAGGUGUCCUGGCUUUUGGCCACCCCAAAAGCAAAGAGAUAUGCCUGGCCCUCCUUGAGGAGCUGCCCUCGCAAAGCUCCGAGGCUGUCGAGGUCAGCCCAGCUGCGGUUUCGGAGGCAACCGAGAGUGCUCCCUCCUUCGUCCUGUCGGUGCAGAUGGUGUCCAGUGCAUCUGGGACAGGAGCAUCUCCUCCUCUAGAGACUGCCGCGGCAUCCCCGGAAGGCGACCGCGGCGAGGCAGCUUGGCACCACAGUUCAGCUUGCUUCAGAUCGACAUCUUACACUCUUACUCGUUGUCAAACCUUCAAAGCGUCACGAUCACAUCUCUAUCAGGCUUCCAGAGAACUUCCGGGAAUCCUUGCUGUCAAGUUGAAGCGCUGCAACACGACAGGGUUUCGUCGUGCAGAUUCAGCGCGGCCGGGACGCCGGGCUUUGUCGACCGUACCCUUGGAUACAGAGCAGCGUUCCGCACCCUUUGAUGAGUAA